AUGAGGAGGGCUGGUUAUGAGGAUGAAUACGCUGAGCUGCGUUACAACCCAAACUGGAGAGUAGACUUGGGACAGCCCCGGGUCAUUGCCAUGAGAGGAAGCCAGGACGAAGAGCUUGGAGAAUCCCAUGGGAUGUCGGAGGAAAGUCCUCGAAAACCGUGGGAAGAGGAGGAAGAGAGAGAGGGGCCGGUCUUUAAUAAACACGCUCCCGCGGUUAGCUUUUCUUUGAGCAGGACCGAGACAGACUUGAAAACCAAACCAAAGCUGCCUUCGACACCAUACCGCAGAGAGAAGAUUCUUCAGCAAGGACCUUCAGCAUUGAACCAUGAGAGACAGAGCAAGCACGAGAGAGGAAGGGAGCGCAGAGCAAUGAGAAAUCACAGACACCCAGAGCCGCCACAUGAGUGCCACAGGGAUUCUGUGGAUGAUGUGGAAAUCGAGGAAGGGAUGAUUUUCAUGGUUCAGCAGUCGGAACACAGCAGUGGCACUGUAGAAAGCAAAGAGCAGGCCCACUGUAACGAAAAGCACGCUCACAAAUCUCAUGAGAAACAAGGGAAGCCCAGGGAGGACUUUGUGGAAAAAAACAAACUCACUCUUGGGAAGAAUGCACCAAAGCAGGGCUCGUAUCUGCACAAGCACAGCCAGAAGAGAGAGACAGGCAGUCAGCCACAGCAGGCGCUCCGAGCGGCCGAAGAGCCUCGCAGCAUUAGCAGCCAGGAGAGUCCGGAGGAAGUCUUGGACCCUGAGGAAAGAUGGCAACAGAGAGCGCAGGCGCUGCAGGUCCAGAAUAAAGUCAGAAAAGCUCCAAAGAGAGGUGGAAACAAUCAAACAGGCAGUAGAAAACCGCCCCGCCCUCCAGACUCCCAGAAUCACCGCGGCAGACAGCGCCAGAGAGUCCCUGUGGAUGUCCCUGAAGAAGGGCACCUGUUUCCAGAAAGCCACCCCUACCACAGCAGCCCUGCUCUUGCUGAUGUUCUAGUCAUUGACGACUUGGAUUCCCACCAGACGUCACCAUCAGGCAGCUACAGUUCCUCCAUGGCAUCCGCUUUGAACAGGUCCAGCUAUACGCCCCUCAAGCAGAAGGCACCCACAGUCAACCUAAACAUUAAUCUAAACACUUCUUCAGAUUUCCUGCCCUUUGUGAGUCAGGACCACCGGCAGACCUCCAUCAACCUGGCCCCUCCACAAGACUACCUGGGAAAAGCUGUCUUUCAGUCGCCCCGGGCCCGUUCCAAGCCUCGUUUUCAGGAGCACCCAAACCCCCAGGAGAUAAUCUCUCCUUUCUACCCACAGCAAUUCUCCAGGCCUCCACUGGCCUCACUGCCAAAUCCACAUCCUUCUUACAAAGACUUCCAAGGCUACCAUGACCAGAUCAGCCCAACAGUACCGCAGUACAGGGCUAGAGGGAGGCAAAGACAGGAUCCCACAGCGUGCUAUCAUCAUGAUACAAGGAAUGAUCACCACAGAGACAGGUUCUCACCACCGCACCAGAUGCCUUUUCACCAGAGGCAAAAUCUGGACCCAUGGUUUGGCCACUUAAAUCAGCCCAGCCAAUGGCCAGACGGCAGCCAGCCCCCCGAGCAGAGAGGGCGUUCCUUCACAGUGCUGCCGCCCAUAGGGCUCUCAGCCACCAGUGACUCCGAGCUUAGGGAGAGGGUGGGGGAGCCAGGGGGGGGCACCUUGCAGCGCAGUAGCUCUGAAGGGUACUUGGCACAAAUGGAAAAACAGAAGCAGCUCAAGGAAGGGGCAAACUACAAGGCCUACACACUGAGAGACUACAAAAACUUGAAACAGGAUGUACAGCUCGGAGGUCUUGGACGAAGUAACCAGGUGUCAGAGGAAACAGCAGAGAAAAUUAAACGGCAGAGACAUUAUUCAAAUCAGGUCAAAGAACAAAACAUGAAGAUGAGUAAAAAUCCCUACACGUCAACGAGUAAACCUCAGAGCAACGAGAAUACUGAAGACACUCCCAGGAAAAAGGCUUUGGAAUAUGCCAGGAACAUCCCUAAGCCCAAACCACCCCCACAGCCUAGGGGUGCAGCAAAGAAACCAACCAGGGGGGGCUUAAAUGAGCAUGCCCGGUAUUUGGAGGACUUAGACCUAUCCCAGCUUGCAACACUGGAGAUGCUACAGAGGCGCCACGAAGAGGAGAAGCAACUAGUGUCCACUUUCAGAGCGUUGCACGUGGCUUAAGAGCUCAGGCUACAUAUCGCAGGCAUUGUGCAAAAGCUUUCCUUAGUAAGCUUGGUAAGUCUGCUGCCAGGAUCGUCAGCACUUAGUAGAGAACAGCUUGUUUAUCAUCCUCACGUCGGAGCACUCGGGGCAGAGUGUGCUUUUAAUUGAACCUCCAAGAAAUCUCUUCUCUUUUAGCAAAUCAAACACAGACCUUUGCUCAUUCUACCUAGUGUUUGUUAGUGCCGGGACAAGCGUUUGAAUGUUAAAACAGGUUAAAAUGGAUUUUGCAAUAUGAAUAUCAAAUCCAUGCAAGUACAUAUUAUGCGUAAGAGUUCAAAUGUUGUUGUCAAAGCCCUUGA
Molecule: messenger RNA, 2534 nt
Organism: Polyodon spathula (Mississippi paddlefish)
Lineage: Eukaryota; Metazoa; Chordata; Actinopteri; Acipenseriformes; Polyodontidae
Gene: jhy
Product: junctional cadherin complex regulator
Exons: 8
Coding region: 1-2193 (730 amino acids)
Biological process (GO): axoneme assembly
Source: RefSeq, a predicted model, not a curated record